This is a messenger RNA of Malania oleifera, 2230 nucleotides long. RefSeq names its product pyruvate kinase 1, cytosolic. The transcript has 16 exons. The record is from RefSeq and is a predicted model, not a curated record. Bases 285 to 1868 code for a protein of 527 amino acids. Gene Ontology annotation, molecular function: pyruvate kinase activity; magnesium ion binding; potassium ion binding. Gene Ontology annotation, cellular component: cytoplasm. Gene Ontology annotation, biological process: glycolytic process. Lineage: Eukaryota; Viridiplantae; Streptophyta; Magnoliopsida; Santalales; Ximeniaceae.
GAAAGAGUCUCCCGAUUCUAAAAACCGGGUGGCGGAGCGGUGGUUUUUCCUUUAUUCCUGUUUUCAAAUAAUCCUUCUCUGCAAAUCAAAAGGAGAAACAGUUCAGGUUGAAAAGACGGAAUCAUUGAAUCAAAAGCCAGCAUAUUCGCUGGGCAAGCUUCAAGCUCUCCUUCGGUCCCUUAACGCUAACUCGGAUCGAAGGCGCUCUCUCUCUCUCUCAGACCAGACCUCUGUCACUCGCCAUUGCUUUCGGUUCUGCGUGGUUGAGCCUGUAAUCUUCGAAGAUGCAUGCAAAUCACUUGUUGCUCGAAGAGCCCAUCAGGAUGGCCUCCAUCCUGGAGCCAUCCAAGGCCAAUUUUUUUCCUGCAAUGACGAAGAUUGUGGGGACGCUGGGUCCCAAGUCCCGAUCUGUGGAGAUUCUAUCUGGCUGCCUCAAGGCCGGGAUGUCUGUGGCUCGUUUUGACUUUUCUUGGGGUGACCCGGAGUAUCACCAGGAGACUUUGGGGAAUUUGAAGGCGGCCGUGAAGGCUACUAAGAAGCUUUGUGCUGUUAUGCUGGACACAGUGGGCCCUGAGCUGCAAGUUAUUAACAAAAGUGAGCGAUCAAUUUCGCUUCAAGAGGAUGCGUCUGUUGUUUUGACUCCUGAUCAAGAGCAAGAAGCCUCUUCAGAGCUAUUGCCCAUCAAUUUUGAUGGAUUAUCGAAGGCAGUGAAGAAAGGAGACACCAUUUUUGUUGGUCAAUACCUGUUCACAGGAAGCGAAACUACUUCAGUUUGGUUGGAGGUUUCUGAAGUGAAAGGAGAUGAUGUGGUUUGUGUGGUAAAGAAUUCUGCAACAUUGGCUGGGUCACUUUUUACGAUGCACAUCUCUCAAAUUCAUAUUGAUCUGCCCACACUUUCAGAUAAAGAUAAGGAGGUCAUAAGUGCGUGGGGUGUUCAAAACAAAAUUGACUUCCUCUCUCUUUCCUACACCCGACAUGCUGAAGAUGUUCGUCAAGCUCGUGAGUUUCUAUCUAAAUCGGGUGACCUUUUCCAAACUCAAAUUUUUGCAAAAAUUGAAAACGUUGAGGGCCUAACCCAUUUUGAUGAGAUCCUACAAGAAGCUGAUGGUAUCAUCCUUUCCCGUGGAAAUUUAGGUAUAGAUCUCCCACCUGAGAAGGUGUUCUUAUUCCAAAAAGCAGCUGUUUACAAGUGUAAUAUGGCUGGAAAGCCUGCGGUAGUUACACGAGUUGUGGACAGUAUGACUGGCAAUCUGAGACCAACUCGUGCAGAGGCAACCGAUGUCGCCAAUGCUGUAUUGGAUGGAAGUGAUGCAAUACUUCUUGGUGCGGAGACUCUGCGAGGAUUGUACCCUGUUGAGACUAUCAGCAUCGUUGGUAAAAUUUGUGCGGAGGCUGAAAAGGUUUUUAAUCAAGAUCUGUAUUUCAAGAAGACUGUCAAAUAUGUUGGAGAACCAAUGACCCACUUGGAAGCAAUAGCUUCUUCUGCGGUCCGGGCAGCUAUUAAGGUCAAGGCAUCUGUUAUUAUUUGCUUCACGUCGUCUGGAAGGGCUGCGAGAUUGAUCGCAAAGUACAGGCCAACAAUGCCUGUUCUAUCAGUUGUCAUACCUCGCCUCAAGACCAAUCAACUAAAAUGGAGCUUCAGUGGUGCAUUUGAGGCAAGGCAAUCACUUGUAGUCAGAGGUCUCUUCCCAAUGCUUGCUGAUCCUCGACAUCCGGCGGAGUCCACAAAUGGAACCAAUGAGUCAGUUUUGAAGGUUGCCCUGGACCAUGGAAAGGCUUCCGGAGUGAUUAAGUCACAUGAUCGAGUCGUCGUUUGCCAGAAGGUUGGGGAUGCAUCUGUGGUCAAGAUUAUCGAGCUUGAAGAUUAGAAUCGCAUACUUUUACCGUUAUUUUUAGUUCUUUAUCUUUUUGGUUUUUAAAUUUAUUUUUUAGCCUUAUUUUUGGAAAGCUGUGGAUGGCUUUGUGGUUUGGCUCGGAGGUGUUGAAAGGUUUUUGGAGACUUAGCUCUGUUUUGAAAUGCACCAAGAAUGUAAACUGGGUAACGUACAUUUGUUUCACUGAAAGUUGUGGAAAAUACUCGGGCAUAUGGUCCCUUAUUCUAUGGCGCAGAUCUGCUAAUCAGAUCUGAUCUGAUGAGUUUUUUCCCCCUUAAAAUAAUGUUUGUAAUGUACCGUGCCUGCCAAGGAUGAGAACAAUGAAACGAGCCAAUAAAAUUCUAAAUUCAGCACCA